UUGAUGGAUGUUGAAUUCAAUGUGACAUAUAUAACUCUGGAGGGGCAUGUGGAGGUGCACAGAUACAGAUAUCUUUAUUUUGUGAUCAUGUUUACAGUGUAUGUUCUGAUCCUCUGCAGCAAUUCCACUAUUGUGAGCAUCAUUGUUAUUCACAGGAACCUCCAUGAGCCUAUGUACAUGUUCAUUGCUGCUUUGAUGGUUAACUCUGUUCUUUAUAGCACCAAUAUCUACCCCAGGCUUCUGAUGGACUUUCUAUCAGAGAAACAGGUCAUAUCGUAUCAAGCCUGUCUGUUUCAAAAUGUGAUGUAUAUGACUUUGACCUUUUCGGAGUUUUCCCUGUUGGCAGUCAUGUCCUAUGACAGAUACGUGUCUAUAUGUAAACCUCUGCAAUAUCCAACCAUCAUGAGAAGAAGUACUGUUAAUGCCUGUCUGGUUUUAUCUUGGCUUCUGCCGUCUUGUGAGACAGCAGUGGGAUUUUUUCUCUUUUCUAAAAGCAAACUCUGCCGAUUUACUUUAAGGGGGAUUUUUUGUAACAACUCAAUUUACAAUCUUCAGUGUGUGAGCUCGAGCGCUCUAUCUGUUUAUGGAGUGUUCAUGUUGCUUAAUGUGUCACUCCUGCCUCUUGUCUUCAUACUGUUUACAUACACCAGGAUCCUGAUAAUCUCAUAUCAACAUGGCAGAGAAUACAGGAGGAAAGCGGCACAGACCUGCUUACCCCAUCUGUUGGUUUUAAUCAGCUUUUCCUGUUUGAUUUAUUUCGAUGUUGUUAUAAUUCGUCUUGGAUUAAAUAUUCCCAAAACAACUCGUUUGAUAUUGACUUUGCAAAUUGUCUCCUAUCACUCGCUCUUCAACCCGAUCAUAUACGGACUGAAGAUGAAAGAAAUCUCUAAACACCUGAAGAAGUUGUUGUGUCGAUCAAAUCACACUAAUUCUACCGGGGUUCGGGGUAAAGGUUGA
Messenger RNA from Eleginops maclovinus (Patagonian blennie), 957 nucleotides. RefSeq names its product olfactory receptor 13C9-like. The transcript has a single exon. Gene Ontology annotation, molecular function: G protein-coupled receptor activity; odorant binding; olfactory receptor activity. Gene Ontology annotation, biological process: G protein-coupled receptor signaling pathway; detection of chemical stimulus involved in sensory perception of smell. NCBI's taxonomy places the organism in Eukaryota, Metazoa, Chordata, Actinopteri, Perciformes, Eleginopidae. The record is from RefSeq and is a predicted model, not a curated record. Gene Ontology annotation, cellular component: membrane. The coding region runs from base 4 to 957 and encodes 317 amino acids.